Molecule: messenger RNA, 5152 nt
Organism: Dendronephthya gigantea
Lineage: Eukaryota; Metazoa; Cnidaria; Anthozoa; Malacalcyonacea; Nephtheidae
Product: DENN domain-containing protein 3-like
Exons: 45
Coding region: 594-4700 (1368 amino acids)
Biological process (GO): regulation of Rab protein signal transduction
Cellular component (GO): cytoplasmic vesicle
Molecular function (GO): protein binding
Source: RefSeq, a predicted model, not a curated record
CGAAAGUCUGCUAAUGUUGCAAUAUUUGUAAACAACACACUUCGUGUUGGAUCAAAUUACACAAUUAUCAAGUAUUAAAUGCUUUACAAACACAGUUUACCAUUUUACCAUCCCGCAAUCCGUUUUAACACACACUGUGUGUUGGAAAAUUACCGAUCGGCUGAGUUGAAAUGAUGUUUUACGGGGGAAAAUAUUGAUGCCCUGUGGAGAACGCGUGGUACCCAAUGUCAACGGAUGGCACUUUUUCGUUUGAACUAAAAAGUGCUCGUUUUCGAAGAAAUUUUAAGUGAUUGCAGACCGGAUUUUCUAUGCGAUCUUCCCAAGGAAAGCCGCGAAAUUUAUGUUUGUGGUAGUUUAGAGUCUUACAACGAUAAUUUAUAUGUUUAAAUCUCUCAAGGUGGGUCAAAUCUUUCUGCAUGAUUUUGAUUAAAAUUCAUUAAUUCUUGGUAUUACGAUAUGGUAUUAAGUUAUACUUUUUUAACAUAUAUAUUGCCAGUCGCGUUUUGUCGUGGGUUGAUUCCCCGACUUGUUCAUAUCUUGCGUUUCAUAUCUAAAUGAAACUCUUGUGGUGAAACGUGAUACAGCAAGCAUUCAUGUGUAACAACCAGAUCUCCUUUUGGCUUUACUAUGAAUUUGUGGUUAAUUUAUUAAUAGAGGUUUCACAUGCAGUUUUUCAGAAUGUCUGGGGUCUACCCUGGACCUGGUGCCUUUGUGGAGAAUUGCUAAAGGCUGCAUACUCUAGUGUAUUUUUUGAUUCCUUGAUUUUUAGGUUUUUAACCAAUAAUUUCAUAACAAUGGAAAACUCAGUGUUUUAUUCAGCAAGUCCAGUGGAGAGAACAAAACCCUCUUCAAGUCUUAUACACAGUUUAUUUGAGCUCUGUGUCUUGGUGGGAAUUGAUGAAGAUACCGGACUCAUACCUAUGAGCAGGUCACGAAAAGGGAGUUCUAUUAGCAAUGGUUCGUCUGAUGAAGACUGUAGAUUCAGCAAGGAAUAUGAGUCAUCCGUCUUAGCUAUACUCUCCGGACAAAUUGUUUCAUUUCCUCAAACAAGAGAUCCUAUAAAUGGUGAGCCGUACUACAUGGAAGAACAUGUUGCAUUAAACUCUCAAUGCACGCUAUCUCCAACGAAGAAAGGUGGAAAGUUCAGAUUUACUAAACCUGUUGAAAUACCUUUGGGCAAUGAUGUUAUAUUCAGCCUACCUCAGUUUUGUUUACCAGAGGGAGCAUACAUUUCUGAGCAAAAACCAGAUGAAAAAAUUCACACUCUAGUUCUUACUGACAUAGAAGGACACAGAAGUUAUUGCAGCUGCCUGACAUUUUACAAACCUUACCAUGUAACAGAGAACAUUGACAUUCCAGGUCAAUAUUUGCUCUCCCUCGAAGAGAGUGAGGAAAUGAAUGGAAAUUCACAGAUCUGUUAUGUCCCCGCAUGUUGCUGUCUGAUAUCCAAGUUCCCAUACUUCCAAGUAGCAAAGGACUGUUUGUCAAGUUUUUUACCGGUUCUUUAUAAAAAUGGAAUGGAAAUGAGGCGGUCUCUUAUGCAUUUAAUAUCACAAAUCUGUCAGGUGCCAAUUCCACCCCCUGGACCAAUCAGCAUUGAGUUUGAGCUGUGCAACACGACACAUCUUGUGAGGUCUGCAGGAGAACCAAAAAAACGGAUCAUAGACAUGGAAUAUCAUUUGCCAUUUCUUUGUUUUUCUGUCGACAAUAUUCUUCUACUUCUCAGCUGCAUCCUCACACAACAGAGGAUCAUCUUUCUUGCCUCGGACUAUUCGAUGCUAACACCAAUUACCGAGGCAUUGUUGAGUUAUAUUCAGCCGUUAUUAUGGAGUUUAACGUACGUGCCGGUUCUACCGAGCAAUCUGAUUGAUCUUCUGGAAGCCCCGGGCUCGUUCAUCAUGGGCUGUGACAGUCAACAUAGUUUGCUAGUGCAGAGUCUAAUGACUGCUCAGGACGAGGACUCGACCAUUGUAUGUGCAAAUAUCGACACUGGCAGGGUCAAUACAGGAAAAAAUUCAGUUGCUCUAAUUCCAGAACCUUACAGAGAUGAAUUCAAAGAAAAGAUAAGGGAGAUUAAAUUUCAUUACGAUCUUCACGAAUUAUCUGGUGUUUCAAUAUUUGACGCUACAGAGAUGAGAAAGAGACGACGUAAUUUUAACCGGGAGUGUGCAAAUAGUAUUUUACAAGUUUGCUUUGAGCUGAUGUUGAACCUUUUUAGGGGUUUUACACAUUUUAUCAAAGAAGGGUCUGACAAAGGACAACAGGUCCUCUUCGACCGCAUUGGUUUUGUUGAAUGCAAACCAGAAAUGGAACGAGAAUUCUUCAAACAGCUUUGCGCUAGCCAUGCUUUUAGCACUUAUCUUUGUGGAAGAUACGAAAAGGACGAAGUUGAUUUCUUCUCAAGUGCCAUAUCAGAAAACGUCACUGCGGUUGGUCAUCGUAGACGAAGCAGUGUUCCAAGUCUUGAUAUGCGAAAAUGCAGAUCUUCGGGUAGUCUGUCGAACUGCCGAAUGAGUUUCUUCAGUGACGUCGUGCUUCAGCUUCCGGAUUUCAUUGGAGAGGGACUCUAUACAGGUCGAUUCUAUCAAAACUGCAUUGAAGAUUUGAACGCGUUAGUACAGGCAUCAGAUUUGAAAGGUUCCAGUCAUAUUCAAGCGUGUUAUCUUUAUCUCCGGGGAAUGAUGUAUGUCGCGAAUGGGCAAAUCUACGAGGGUCUUGAUGAUUUCUUUUCGCUGUCUUCGAGAAGUGUCCAAAUAUUUCCAACACAAGCGAUAGUCGACUUGCUCAGUCAGUUCGACGUGGCCGCAAUGGAGAAGUUGAAAAAUCGAAGCUACUUUCGAAAAAUAGAUUUGCUUUUGCGAAAACACAAGAAAGUUCCGGGUUCUGUGAGGGUCAGAAAACAACUAAUCUUCCACGGCGUUCCGAGAUAUGCUGUUGAAAAAGAUGAGUUUAUCGAACGAGUGAUGUUAUGUCAGAUAACAGAGAGCACCAAGACGGCUGAACGCUUGUUCAAAGUCUUAACAGCGCACACUGGUGAAAAAUUAAUUGAUCCAGGAACGUUUUCAGACAUAUACGAAACAUUGAACCAGGCGGAUGUCGAAGCGCACAGCGUCGAAAUACAGAAUCUAGCCGUCGAAGAAAAGGAGUUUGUGAUAAAAGUGUCAUCGUUAUGUACGACGAACAACGGAGUUGGAAGAUUAUUACUUACCAAUGUUCGGUUAUUAUUUAUCGCAGACGGCAGUUCAAGUUGUAUGCAAUUAACGAGGUUACUCGAUAUAGCAAACAUUGAGAAAUAUCAGCAUUACAGUUUGUUUCCACCGGGGGUCCCUGCCUUGAGAAUUAUCUUGAAAGAAAAGAGUCAAAAGCCGAUGUUUGCUUGUCUGAAAGGAGAGCAAGAGAUCUGGUGCACAUAUCUCAAAGAAAUGUCGGUGUGUCACGAAAGAGCUGGAACUUUGAAAGACUCGCAGUUUGUUAGUUUAGGAUCGCAAAACGUUAUGCUUGCUGAUGCUUUGAUAAAAAGCGGGAUUCCUCGACGUACAGCUUUGGCGAUGUGUUACUUCACGAGAAUAAAUGAACCAGUCAAGAUUUCCGGAGACACGGAGAAGUUUCUUCUGCAACGACUCAAUCCAUCAGAGAAAGAGACGGCUUCAACAACAGUAGAAGCGCUGGUGUACGUUCCUAAACCGAAAAAAGAUUUUAACGCUCAUGAGCAGAUAUGGUGUGGAAUGGGUUCUGGGUCUAUAGUAAUCUUCAAGCGUGAUGAUACCACAGAAAAAUGGAGCUUUGAAACCCAAAUUUCCUGCGCAAAUGACAGAGUGAGCUGUCUAUUGGCGGUUGGAAGCUCUCACGUAUGGGCUGGAUCGUUUGACGCUACCAUUUAUGUCUUCGAUAGAUCCACUUAUAAAGCCAACCAGCAUUUGGAAGAACAUUCGGAUAUAAUCUCGGCCAUGGUUUUGCAGAAACAAGAUGAACAAAGUAUUAUCGUCUGGAGCUUAAGCUUAAAUGGCCAAAUUAUUGGCUGGGAUUCAGAAUCGCUAACCCCAACUAAAAGGAUCAAAUUGAGGCACACAUCAAGAAUGUUUGUAAAUUUUCUGUUGAUCGGAAAGUACUUCUGGUGUGCCAUCAAGACGGCCAUUUUGAUAUCCGACAGUGAAGGUGACGGUGAAAUUAAACAUAACUUGCAAAUCAUGGAGAACGAAGUCAAUUUAUCUGUCGAUUGUAUAAUUCCGGUGCAUCCAAAACAGGUUUGGUGUGGAUGUGAUAAGAAACCAAAGAUUGCGAUAUUCAACACAGAAACUCUGGACUAUACGUUGCUGCCGAUUAAUACAACGCAAAACAACAUUGCUCUUACAAAAAUGGCGCUGAUAGGAAACGAGGUUUGGAUCGGUGAUAGAAGCGGUCAAAUAAAUGCCUUGACAGUGGUUAGGGAGAAAACUGUUAAAAAAAGGAAGGAACUCAAAGUUAAAAAGACGCUUAAAAUCCACGAUGACUCGGUUCGUUCGAUGUGUGUGAUUAACGGUGGUUACGUUGCGACAGGGCCUGGGUCGAGAGAUGGCAAGAUAGCCAUUUGGCGCUACGAGGAGGAGACUGAUGAAGAGCUCGGAUUUGAGAUGUUUUCUAUGAAAGAAAUGAACGAUGCAAUUGUAACGGAGGAACAUCAGAAACCCGAUGUACAAAAGCUCUUAACGUAUCUGAAAUAAUAGGGAAAAGCCAGUGGAGGAGAAUACCGCUGAACGCAGAAAGGAUGGGCUCGAUAUGACAAAAGAGUUCAACCCUGCUGUUUCGCUGACAUGAGACUGUGUCUCUGGCUAGUAUACUCAGAUUUAAUAACAAUCUACCUUUAACAAUCUAUUUCCCCAGUAAAUCAUCUUACUAUCCAAAUCAGUAAUAUUCUGCUUGCUAAUUUAUUUUAGACGUUUUCUAAAAUAGAGUCUUAAAAUAGAGUCUCGCUUACUGUGCAUGAUUGAAAAGUAUGAACCUGUUUAGUAUUAACAAGAUUGCUUUAAAGAAUUGGGACAAGCGACCAAUAUGCACACACCUGUAUACUGUAAAGUGAUCCAUUUUUAUUUAUAUCUUAAAAGAAAUUGUAAUCUUUUACAUAAAAGAACUAUCCUAAAAGUUUUUAUCAAUGACAGUAUUUUAUAUUUGAAUU